AUGAGCUCGUUGGAUGCCGCAGCGUUUGAAAAGAAGGUCGAUGAGAUCAGCUCACGGAUCGACGGCUUGAUGAAGGGAACGGUAACAGUUGAUGAUAUCGACAGGAAAAUUGAGCAUAUGCAGAAUGUAGAUGCUGUGAGGAAGCGAGAGGCAGCUGAGAAGGCUGAGGCGUUGAGGAAAUACGGGAGGCCGGGUAAAGGCAAUGGGGAGGGCUACGAGCUGUUCUGUAAGAAGUGCUUCACGGAGUAUGCUGAGAGUGUGGACCGCUGUGGGAGAUGUGGAAACGAGAAAUUGAUGAUGAGAAAGGACAGGUUGGCCGAGUUGCACGCGAAAGUUGAGGACCUCCAGAGAGAGAAGGGUGCCCAUGCAUGGCGCAAGGAUAAGUGGGAGCGUUGGCUCAAGAGUCGACAGCUCGUGCCGAGAUCUAAGGUCAUCAACUAUCAGAAGUGGGAAUAUUGGGAGCCUGAGACUGACUCGGAGGAUGAAGGAGAACCGGUAGUUCCGAAUGAUGAUCCCAACUUCAAGGCGCUAGAGAUGGACAUGCAACAGAGGAACAAAGCGCGGGAAAAUAGAGCUAUAACGGCCCGAAAGUGCAAAGAACGGGGGAAUGCCCUUCUGAAGGGCGGCGACUUGGUAGGGGCUAUCGAGGAGUACGAGAGUGGACUAGAAUACCAGAAGGAUAGUAAGGCGCUAUGGACGAACAAGGCAUUAGCUGAACUCAAGCUGGGGAGGUUCGAACAAGCGGUUGAUUCCUGCUCUAAGGUAUUGGAAAUGGUGGAGAUAUUCGAGGAUGACUACUCCCAGUCGGCCGAUGCCUGCACUAAGGCUCUGUUGAGACGAAGUGCGGCCUUGCAGAAUUUAAAGCGCUGGGAUGCUGCUAAGUGUGAUGCUGAGGAGGCGUUGAAGUUGAACGUUGCCCCGAGGGAAGCCCAGUCGGUCAUUGAACUAUGCGAUCGCCAUCUGAAUGAGAUCAGAAGCACUCGGGUCGAUAAUAAGGAAGGGAAGCACCCUAUAAAGCAAGCGAGUAGCGAUAUUAUCAAGUCGUUUUUACUCGAGGAUAAACGUCCCCCUUUGGGCAAGAUAAGUGAUCUCGAUGAGUCCACGAUUCUGGCAGCGUUGGCCGUAGACGAGGAGUCAGUGAAGAGGGUGGUCCAUUGUGGGGGUCUCGACAAGCUCUUGGAAGACUUAUCGAGAGCAGCCCUGCUACACAGGAAUAAUACCAUCGAGGACCCCGAUGACCUCCGGGGCCUCGGCCUGUUGCGAUGCUUACGGCUCCUCAUCCGCAUAUGCGAACUAUCGGACACAGCAUGCGAGGCCAUGUGUGGGAAGGCCGGCGCUCACAUAGGCCGACUCACGCAAUUGAUUAAGUCGAAAAUUCGCAGCGGAAGAUGUGUUGCCCUCAUGGCUGAGAUCUCGGCAAGGCCGGGCCCUCGGAAGCAGCUCCAGGAGGUCCUCUCCAGGGACAAGAACGUUCAGGUUCUGGAUAGCAUCGUCCAUAGAGUCGCCUGUCGGAAGCGGUCGUCGAGUCUGGCAGCCUUGUGUGUUCUCGCCAACUGCGCUAGCAACUGCCCAGCGUUGCGCUCUUAUCUUCAAACUAAUGAGGACCUACGCCGGGGCCUUUGCAAGAGGCUUACGGAUGCUGCUACGAUGGACCAAGCGGCUGGAGUUAUCUGUAACGUUGGAGGUGUUGGCUUAGCGGAAGCAUGUGCUCUACCGCUACUAAGGGUUUGCACGAGGGGGGCGAGCGAGAAUGCCACUAUGUCGGUUCUGGGCGCGUUGCAGAAUUGCUGUACGAUAUCUACCCAGGCGGCCCGGAGUGUUGCCGAACAAGCCCAGGCUGAGGCUGUCCUUUGUGGAGUUGCUAGCCGUAUGCCAAGCACAGUGGGUAGGGUCCUCACAAUACUCCUUCGAUUGGCUCAACUUCCUGGUGCUGCUGGCCUACAGCUGGGCCAUGAAUCGGAGGCGAUCGUGCUCGCUGAGAGAGUGCUAGCAGAAGCGACUGACCCGUCAGUGUGUGACCCAGCAUUGCGGCUUCUAUGUCACGCAGUGCGGCAUGACAGUUCGUGCUUGACUCCUAAGCUCGUGCGUGGCGCGGUGGAUCUGCUGACAAAAUUCCCCCCGCGGGGCUAUGACGACCGCGAUAAGACUCUAUUCAUGCUUCGGGGUAAUGCAUGCCUCCUUGUGAGUGCGGCAGCUGAUAUCACUCGCGCGGGUUCGAAGUUGUACGAGGAUGAUCUGGUCAGAGCCAUCGUGCCCAUGCUCGAGUGCCUUAGGAAACAAGACCAGGCAAACGCUGGCAGUGCUUUAGCCAAGUGCUCUAUGGCUAGUGAAAAAUGCAAGGAUAUUCUCAGGAAGGAGGGGGGUCUCGACACUCUGUGGAAGAUGCAGAGCAAAAUCCUGAGUGGACCAAAAACUGACGUCGUGAAAGGAAAGACAGCAGUCGCUAUCAAAUGA
Messenger RNA from Perkinsus marinus ATCC 50983, 2454 nucleotides. RefSeq lists its product as hypothetical. Bases 1 to 2454 code for a protein of 817 amino acids. Gene Ontology annotation, molecular function: protein binding. Lineage: Eukaryota; Perkinsozoa; Perkinsida; Perkinsidae. The transcript is spliced from 10 exons. The record is from RefSeq and is a predicted model, not a curated record.